Belonocnema kinseyi is the source of this 799-nucleotide messenger RNA. RefSeq lists its product as uncharacterized. The coding region runs from base 188 to 703 and encodes 171 amino acids. NCBI's taxonomy places the organism in Eukaryota, Metazoa, Arthropoda, Insecta, Hymenoptera, Cynipidae. The transcript has 5 exons. The record is from RefSeq and is a predicted model, not a curated record.
UAAAAGCAUGCUCUGAAGUAGGAUGCGUGUAUCAUCGGCAAGUCGGCAGUCGGCAGCAAUAUUAUUGUGUUGUGGUGUCAUCACCUUUACAAAAAUAGAUUAUAUAAUAUAUUGCAAAAGACCAAAGGAACAUACCGAAUUACACCUGGCACUGUUGGCUAAUUAACCAUAUUUAUUCUUAACAAAUAUGAAACGCGGUUACAGAUCGAUUUCUGGAAUGGAUUUUUCAGAAAUUCCUUUAUUAGAAAAAAUGGACAAUCCUGAACACACAAAUAAAAAGUCCAGAAACGAUUCCAUGCAACUAGCAACAGAAAUCCAAAUGGUCAGUGAUUAUGUCAGAGGGAAUGAGUUCAAUCAAGUGCAAAUGAUAGCAGAUCAUAGAGAGGAGAAAUUUUUUUUAGAGACUCAAGAAAAUAUGAAACUUCACAAUGUUUCUUGUAAUUUUGUGAAACAGCCCGGUAACAUUUAUCAUCUCUAUCAGCGACAAACUGGCCAGUGCUAUUUCUCAAUGCUUACUCCAGAGGAUUGGGGCAAUUCUGGCCCCCACCAAAUCUAUAAAGGCUCCUUUAGACUAGAGCAUGAUCAGUCCUGGACUCGGACACAUUAUAAUCACGUUGAAUAUGGCGUUACUAAUCAAAUUCUGCAAAGUGACGAAUUUUCGUCGAUGGCCACAUUACAAAAUAUUAUGUGUGUAGAUUCGUGACACUAAUUUUACCUAAAUCCAUUCUGUAAAUACAACAAAACUACUCUUUUCUAUUCUUUACAACACUAGUCUAAUAAAAAUUAUCUUCAAUUGUAA